Malus domestica (apple) is the source of this 1705-nucleotide messenger RNA. NCBI's taxonomy places the organism in Eukaryota, Viridiplantae, Streptophyta, Magnoliopsida, Rosales, Rosaceae. The record is from RefSeq and is a predicted model, not a curated record.
CCUAUGUCGCGAGAGAGGAUGAAACAGUCAAAUUUGAAGUGCCGCCAUGUAUUGAUUAUAUAGGAGGGUUGGCUUUGGGCAUCGUUUAUUCUUCGGACAACUCCGACUCUAGUGGGUUUCUAACCAUUGAUGUUGUUAAUCGUACCCAGCAAACUAAUUUUCGUAUCUGGCCAAUUGAGGCCACCGUAACUGCUUCCCAUGAAUAUUAUCUUUGGUUGGGAAAUCUUUCAAACAAGAAGCUCAAUUUGAAAGGCGGCGACAUGGUUCUUGUACAAGCACAAUUUUAUGGACUAGAUAAUACAAUUAUUAAGGUGAACAAAACUGGAGUGGAUAUUCUAAAAUGGGAUUUGUCCGAUGAUCGUACUAAUUGGGACAACUAUGAGACUAUGUCAUAUGAGUCUGAUGAAGACACUACUGUGUCAUAUGAGUCUGAUGAAGACACUGAUGACGAUACACUGUCAUACUAUCGCCACGUUUUCCUCUGCUACAAGACCCUAGAGGCCUGGCCAUGGCGCAUCAAAGGCUAUGAGUCCGAUCCACUCCCUAAAAUCUUCGCAUCUGCUCUCAAAGCUCGCAAGAACGACAUCACCUUUAAGACGUUGCUGACAGUAAUUGAAGGACGCGAAGGAACUGAAUUUUCCGACGGCGAUGUGUUGAUUUUCCCACUAAUGAUCAAAUACAGGGGCUUGAAAGAGUCAAAUGUGGAUAGCUUUGUUGAUGAUGUCCUUGUGAAUGAUAGACCAUGGGCUUCGGGAGUGCAAGAGUCAUUGACUAGCCCCCAUGUAUUUGCCCUUAUAUUUGUAUACACACAUAUGAGUCAAGAGGAAUGGAAUCGUGAUAGUGCACGUGUUCGCAUUGAUAAGUUGAAAGAGGAGUUUGAGAUGCGAGGAUUGACGAAUCAGGUAUUUGUUACUGCUUGCUUUCACCUUGAAGGCCACAACUAUGCUGGAAUAUUCACGACCUACGACCCAGAUGGAAGCAUGACAUACCAUUGGUAUCCAUUUGUCAGUCCUGGUUAUGUGCCGGAAUUGCUUGAUGAACAUAUUGGGAAGGGAGAGAUUAUAGAACGACAUUGGAGGGGCCAAAUGGGAGCAUCUUCUGAUGAAGUUGAAGAAAUUAAUGACCUGGAACUUCCAAAUGGAGAAGAAAAUAAGAAAAUCGAGGAUAAGCCACAAGAAAAUGGCAAUCAGAUUCACCAAGAAAAGGGCAAUCAAACUGAGAAUAAUGAGAACUUUUCAGGCUGUUGCCAGGGUGCUAAUAGUGAUGGAUUUACAUACUGCAAAGAAGUAAGUUUGGAGGAGGAUGGUGGAAGUGAGGAUAAAAAGCCGAAAGAAACCACAAAGUCGUGUGCCAGGAAGGAUGCCUUACGGAAGCUGUCAAGCUUGAUUGGGAACUGGGAGCAAAGUGACGUUCUCGCAGCUGCUGCCGUGGUUGGAGCAGUGGCAACAGUGGUUGUGGCCUAUAGCUUUUACAGAAGGUCAGGUUGAAACGUACUUAAAUCCAUGUCGGGGUUUUGCCACGGGUGUCAACGCCCUAUUUUAUUUUUCAUUUUUUCUUUGUAGAAAGAUGAUAACGUCAAUUAAAUAAUCCUUUGAACCAUGCUCUUAAAUGAAUGAAAUGUAAUAAAUUGUUGAAUGGUUUUAUCUUGAUUGGGAUCUCUUAUGAGACUGCUUGCUAAAUGUUGAUGUGGUGUGUUCUAAGCUCC